Molecule: messenger RNA, 2137 nt
Organism: Zingiber officinale
Lineage: Eukaryota; Viridiplantae; Streptophyta; Magnoliopsida; Zingiberales; Zingiberaceae
Product: la-related protein 1B-like
Exons: 6
Coding region: 146-1711 (521 amino acids)
Molecular function (GO): RNA binding
Source: RefSeq, a predicted model, not a curated record
UAGGUAAAGGAAAGGAAGAGAGAGAGAGAGAGAGCAGUGGAAAGACCAAGAGGGCCACCAACAACAAGCACGGACGACGGCGUGAGGAGGGAGCGGCCGAUCCUCUCUCUCUCUUCCUCCCUCAACUUACUCACUCUCCUCAUCGAUGACCGUUCCUGCUUCCAUGGCCGCCGCCGCCGCCGCCUCCACGGAUUCGUCGCCCUCCUCACCUUCCCCGCGGGCGGACCGGGCCGCCCGCCAACCCUGGUCCCAUGUCGUCCGAGGUGAACCCGACGGAUCCUCCUCCUCCCCGCCCCCGAUCUCGUCGCCGGAUCCCUCCGAUCGAAAGCCUUCUGCUUCCGAUGGUGUCGCGCAGGAAGCCGCCGCUGCUCGCGGGAAGAAGCCCGCCUGGAAGCGCCCUUUGCCCAAUGGCUCGAUCGAGACGGGCCCGGCCGUGAUGGGCGGCUCCGCCUCCUGGCCUGCUCUCUCUGAGUCCGCCAAGCCUGCAGCUAAGUCUCAGCCCUCCGCUUCAGAUGGAACGCCGCCGCUCUCUGCAUCACCGGGGCCUGCGACUUCGAAUUCUUUGCCGAAGCAGAAUGUAACUCCGCAUGGCGCUCCAAAUCAUCUGGCUCCUGAAAACCAGAAAUCGAUCAAACGUGGUGGUAAUAUUAGCAAUGGCGCGUCUCCUACCAGUGUGGCGGCGGCGGCGGCGGCGGCGCCCUCACCCCCACCGACUUUGGCAAUUAUGCCCCAGGCAAACAUGGACGAGCAGGCUCCUCGAGAGCUCUCGUCUCAAGAGCAUUCUACCAAGAACACUACCAACUACAACAAUGAUUCCAAGGGAGGCGGGUCGGGAUCACAGGUUCAUGAUGGUGGCGGUGACAAUUGGAGGAGCUAUGGUGGCAACAGGAGGUGGAACAAUGGCGGUGGUUCUGGAUCUCACCAUAGCAACUAUAGUAACCGCCGUGAUCAGGAGCGUGGUAGCUAUGAUGGAUAUCGGAGGAAUUCUUUUGGAAGGGACUUCCAGAUCCAGCACCGAGGUGCCCGACCCUAUUUUAGGCCUCCACCGCCGCCAAUGCCACCUCCAUUCCCUGGACAUAUUCCACAGGUUCGGCCUUUUGGGAAUCCCAUUGUUUUCUCUGAUAUGCAAUCUCCUUACGUUUAUUUAUCUAGCCAACCACCUCCUGGGGCUCUUCCCUUUGUUCAUCAUCCGGGAAUGGCACAUGCUAUGUAUUUCCCAGCUAUAGAUGCGCAGCGUGCUACUUUACUCAAGCAGAUAGAUUUCUAUUUCAGUGAUGAGAAUCUGUGUAGAGAUGUUUAUUUAAGGCAGAACAUGGAUGAGCAGGGAUGGGUUUCGGUAUCCUUGGUCGCUGGGUUCAAUAGAGUCAGACAAAUAACGAACAACAUAGACUUCAUAUUAGACACUCUCCCGCUGUCCACUGAAGUCGAAGUGCAGGGCGAUAAAAUUAGGAAGCGUAAAGGCUGGAUGAGUUAUCUUCUCCGACCAAGUAUCAAUCGGGCUGCCAACGCUUCUGGUCAGUCUCCAGUGACAUUGAAACCUGAUAAUCUGGCUGCACAGUUGCAAGCUGUUGAUCUGGAGGCGGCAGUUUCUGAGCAGAGCAGGAGAAGGAUUCUCAGUCGGUCAGCAUCUGGCAACGUGAAUAGCCAGCUACAUGCUGAUGCUGCCGCCGAUUGUAAUGGUGACAUUAUCGGACAAAUGGAUCAAGAGUGACUUGUUUUAGAGUUCUUCACAGAGGGAGAGUGGAGAAUGAGAACAUUUCUGGCAAUCUAUGGGAGGUUGCAUUUUAUUUUGCGGUUGCCAUGCCAGAAUCUUGAAGUAUCUUUUAGGUUGCAGACUGAAGAGGGAGGAACAAAAAGAAAAAAAAAAGAAAAAAAUUGAAAAAUCAAAAGAACAAGAAAAGAAAUGGAAAGGAGAAAAAAAAGGGGGAAAGAUAGAAGCAACAACUGUGUUUAUUUGUGGAUUUCCAGUCUGUUUAUUUCUGCAUACUGUUUCUUUAGAGCGUCUUAACUGUUCUCAUUUUUGCGUUAUGAGGAUGGAAUUUGUCACACCUUAAACUUGUCAAGUGAAUUGUUUCCUUUAUUCGUUUUUUUUGGUGUUUCAUGAAUAAGAGACAAAAUUCCACUUCAUUUUCUUGUC